AAUGCAAUCGAGCGUUGCGGAGAGACUCUGGCGACGCAGUUGGAGGAAAGUUGGACGAGGCUUCAGGGAAGUUUCCUGUCCGACGAAGAAGAACACGGAAGUGGUGGUGCACAGCAAUUCAGUAGUCGGGAAACAGAAUGGACACCCUAUGCGAGCAGUUACGGAGCGAAUGCUGCCAAGCAAGGUGAUAAAGCGGAUAUCCCGAAAAAAACAAACAAAGUUAGCGAGCGCAGUAGUAGUGUCGCGUGUGCCGCUGCAGCAGUUGUGGUUGCUGUGGGUGCAACAGCCUUAGGCGUAUUGUGGAAUACCAACUAGCAGGGUCUCAGACCAAAAAAAAAAAAAAAAAAAAAAAAAAAAAGAAAAGAAAAGAAGAACACGACGACGAAGAAGAAGAAGGGAUCCAGCAUUUGAUCCGUGGCUGAUAACGGUCCCCGUACAAGGGCUGCCGGGCUGGGCCUUCCAAUAGUUUGCUAGCUCUUCCCAGUUUGGCCAGAGGUGCUGGUUGGUGAUUGAAAUCAGCAGUGCUUGCUGAAAAAUUGCACCAUAGG
Molecule: messenger RNA, 548 nt
Organism: Chara braunii
Lineage: Eukaryota; Viridiplantae; Streptophyta; Charophyceae; Charales; Characeae
Source: the annotation of a GenBank genome assembly